ACAGUUCUCACUCGAAUUGAUUCGAUCAUGUAUCGGCUACUCUUUUACCUGCUCAGUGGCUGUCUGCUGCUGCUUUUUGUGGCAGGGGAAUCAUCAUCGGAGGAGCAGUCGUCAGAGGAGAUUGUAAUGGAUACGACAGCCAUUUAUUUGGAGGACUUUCCGGCUGUUUCGGCGGAGCUGAUGGAGCUGGGAGAACCCUCGGUGGAUGAGCAGAAUGUGAUGACAGCACAGAAGAUCAAUUGGAUGCCCGUGUGGCAGGAGCAGGAUCAGGAUAAUGCAAGGGUAGCUCGUCAAGUGAUGGAAGAAUCGAGCACUGAGAGGGAGGUUCUUCCGACUUCCAGCACAGAAAAGGUCUCCCAUACCGCCAAAAGCGAAGUCUCCUCCACAGAGGCGAUCCCUACGGUGAUGGAAACCUCUACCAAGAACAGCCCGGAGGAGCUUUUGAACACUCGGGAUAACAAAGAGUGUCCCAGCACUGCCCAACGUGGACUCACAAAUCUCAUACGCGUGGCACGACCCAUGUUGCCUGCCGCAGAGCUCCGCAACAUCUUCGCCAAUGCCGUAGAGGAUCCUCAGGUGAGGGAUCUUCUGAAGCUGCUAAAGAGCAAUCCCUUCAAGGAACAGGUGGUACUUUUGCGGUCCACCAAGCAGCAUCAGAUGCUGCAGGACUAUAUCUGUCGUCGCCUGAAGCUGGAUCCCGCCUACUACUUCGAUUAUGUGAGGAUUUUCCUCAACAUUCACACCACAGAGGCACCCACCAGCCCUCUGCCCAAUCGUCGCAAAGGAAUACGUGGCCUGCUGCAGGAUGUCCGGGAUGUCCUGCCUCGUACCGCACUGAGGGAUCUCUACUUGCGGAUGUACGCCUCGGAUGCGGAGCUCUCCAAUGCUGUGCGUCUCGUCCGCAGCUUGGAGUUCCGUCGUUUGCUGCAGGAUGUCCGCUCCUUGAAGGAGUAUCUCGGCUUGACUGGGGAUCUGGAGAAGGCGGGUGUGCCCCUGCGACAGAUCCAACAAUUGGUGGCAAGUGCAUUGGGUUGGGCCACCUUGGAUGCCACUUUGGGGGCAGAGACAGUCAUUUUUAGUGACUAAACGGGAGGUGGUUUUUUUUCUUUACUUUUUUCUAUCUUUAUCU
Drosophila pseudoobscura is the source of this 1129-nucleotide messenger RNA. RefSeq lists its product as uncharacterized. NCBI's taxonomy places the organism in Eukaryota, Metazoa, Arthropoda, Insecta, Diptera, Drosophilidae. The coding region runs from base 28 to 1086 and encodes 352 amino acids. The transcript has a single exon. The record is from RefSeq and is a predicted model, not a curated record.